Notothenia coriiceps (black rockcod) is the source of this 377-nucleotide messenger RNA. Its product is annotated as afadin-like. The transcript is spliced from 2 exons. Bases 42 to 377 code for a protein of 111 amino acids. Gene Ontology annotation, molecular function: cell adhesion molecule binding. Gene Ontology annotation, biological process: regulation of protein localization. Gene Ontology annotation, cellular component: adherens junction. The record is from RefSeq and is a predicted model, not a curated record. Lineage: Eukaryota; Metazoa; Chordata; Actinopteri; Perciformes; Nototheniidae.
UGUGUGUGUGUGUGUGUGUGUGUGUCAGGGCUGCGGAGUUGAUGACGAGGACGGGUGCAGUGGUGACUCUGGAGGUGGCGAAGCAGGGAGCGAUCUACCACGGUCUGGCAACGCUCCUGAACCAGCCGAGCCCCUUGCUGCCCCGAGCUGCAGACCGAGGGCGUGAUAAGAACGGAAAGCUGCGACCAAAGAGCGAGGGCUUCGAGCUUUACAACAACUCGGUGCAGAACGGCUCUCCGGAGAGUCCGCAGGCCGGCUGGGACUCGUACCCCGAACCAAAGAAGACCAACGAAGACCGGCUGCUCAAGAACCGAGCCGACCACCGGUCCAGCCCCAACGUAGCCAGUAAGACCCUCUACUCACAAAGACUUUCUUAA